This is a messenger RNA of Acanthoscelides obtectus, 372 nucleotides long. Lineage: Eukaryota; Metazoa; Arthropoda; Insecta; Coleoptera; Chrysomelidae. The record is from the annotation of a GenBank genome assembly.
AUGGUAAACCGACGCGGCGCUUUUGACACAUUGAAAGUUGCAAGGUGUCGGGGAGAUUGGAAAGCAGGUCAACUGAGGGAUUUCGCCCAAAACUGGAUCAUGGCAGGAGCACCAAAAUCGUUAAUAAAAAUGAUAACAGGGUACGCAAUUCCGUUUUGCAAGAAACCUCCCUCAAUCCCAUUUUCCACAGCCAGUAUCCAAAGACUGCAAACCUCAGUCGAUGCGAAGAUGUAUCGAGAAAUUUCGAAUAUGUUGGCAACCGGAGUUCUACAGGAGGUCCCGAGCUCAGUGAAAUCCGGGUUCUUUCAAGAAUGUUCUUGGUCCCAAAAGCAGACGGCUCCAAUCGCCCCAUUUUCGACCUCAGAAGAUUAA